Linum trigynum is the source of this 2001-nucleotide messenger RNA. The record is from the annotation of a GenBank genome assembly. NCBI's taxonomy places the organism in Eukaryota, Viridiplantae, Streptophyta, Magnoliopsida, Malpighiales, Linaceae.
GACAUUCUUUUAGCAUGCACUGGUGCAAAAGAGAGAUCUUGUGCUCCCCGAAGACGGAAGGAGAGCUUGGCUUCAGAAGUUUCAAAGACUUCAACUUGGCACUCCUGGCAAAACAAGCAUGGAGACUCCUCUCCUCACCGGAUGCACUCUGGAGCCGUCUGCUAAGAGGACUGUACUUCCCAAGGGGAAACUUCCUUUCGGCAAAGAAGGGCAGUAGAGCAUCCUGGAUAUGGGCGAGCCUAUGGGAGGCCAAAAAAGUUAUUGAGUUGGGAACGGUAAAAGUCAUUGGAUCAGGUGAGGAAACAUGGGUGGAUAAGGACCCGUGGGUCCCUACCCUUCAGAAGGGGACUAUUGGAAGCGGCCCUCAGAACCACAUCAGAGUCAAGGAGUGGAUUGAACCGGGAGAAAGGAUCUGGAACUCAAACCUCAUUCAGGGAAACGUGACGGAGGAUGAACUGGAAGCUAUUUUGAGAAUCCCUAUAGGGGAAGAGGAUUCGGAGGACUUUUGGGCUUGGAAAUUUAAUAAUGAGGGCAAUUUCACUGUCAAAUCAGCGUAUCACGCGAUCCAUGAGACCAACACCAUCACUGCGCCGCCAGGGAAUUCUGAUAAGUGGAAAUGGAUUUGGUCUCUACAGCUGCCUCCGAAACUCAUUUUCUUCAUUUGGAGGUGUGCAAAGAAUGGGAUUGCCACGAAAGAGAGGUUGAGGCAUCGUAAAUGCUCUCCGGAUGCGACAUGCCCGGUUUGCCAGAAUCAACUUGAAUCCAUCGUCCACUGCAUGUUUGAGUGCCAGCAUGCGUUAUCUUCGUGGAACAACAUUUUCCCAUCUCUUCCACUUCCACCUCAAUCCACCACCUUCUUUGAUUGGUUCUGCUCAUUGAAAGACAGUGUGCAGCCCAAUAGUCUCAUCUUGAUUGUCUACCUCUGCUGGAAUAUCUGGAAAGCAAGGAAUGAGCGUGCCUUCAAGAAUCGUAUCCCGUGGCCCCCAAAUACCUGUAGGCAGACCGUCAGGGAAUUCACCGAAUGGACAUCGUGCCCGAGACUAUCCCAGCCUCAUGUCCAAACAUCUUCUGUUCAGCUCAGGGAUAACCUACCUCAUCCUUCUCCACCGCCAAGCAAUCACCACAUGGUGAUUCACUGUGAUGGGUCGUUCAUAAGCGACUCCCAGCCGGCGGCUUAUGAUGUUGUUGUUAUUAACCACCAUGGACAAGUAUGCGAUGGGCGAGCUGACAUUUUACUUUGUUCCACCCCGUUUGAAGCUGAAGCGAAGGCGCUUUUGGAAGGUCUCAAAUUAGCCCAAGAAUAUGGAGGAGAAUGUAUUGUCCAAUCAGACUGUCUUAAUCUUGUUCAAGCUCUCAGACAGGACAAAGCGAGAUGGCCAUGGAGGGGAGCGGCAUGGAUGGGAUCCAUGAAAUCGAUCCUUCAGGCCUCAAAUCGCAUUGAGGUCAGGUUUGUUCAUAGAAAGUUUAAUGCUAGAGCUGAUUGGGUGGCCAGGUCUUUGGCAAGAAAUUCACUCCCAGAUGACUGGAUUAGUAUUCUUGAUCUAAUUUCCGAUUUCCUUUAGCUUUGUAACCGCCGUUUUUGGUUUCACCAGAGUGGAAUAAAGUUCAUCUUUGGUCCAAAAAAAAACAUUCUUUUAGCCUUUAGGGAUCAAUUUUUACUUGAUCAACUAACAAUUCUCUAACAACCAGCGUUCUGUUUGGCUUGUUUUGAUAUAUACUCUGCGAGAUACAGGCCGAAUCUUGUAGGGAUGGCAAAAAUAUCUGUAAUCGUUCGAAUCCGACCUACUCGAGUAGGGUAAAAUCCGAACCCGAAGGACUUUUUAGUGGGUAUGGGUAAAACUCGAACCCGAAUAUUGCGGGUAAUGGGUGGGCAUGGUUUUCUCACUAUCCAACCCGAACGUGCCCGAUUAUACGCAUGCAUAUGUUUUUUGUCUAGAGAUAAUUCUUAUUUUUCUCUAACAUAUUUUGUAUUAAGCAUAUGAAUAUAGUAUUUUUCAUGAA